AUGGUGGGGAACCCCCGGACUCCGGGCGUCAAGCGAGGGGACGGCGCCCCCGGCCAGUCUCCGUACCAGAGGUUAAGUCAGUGGAUGCAGGACAUCUCCGGGGACCAGGGCGUGCUGAAGGACGUCAUCCGAGAGGGCGCGGGUGAGCUGGUGACACCCGAUGCUUCCGUGCUAGUGAAAUACUCUGGAUACCUGGAGCACAUGGACAAGCCUUUUGACUCGAAUUGCUUUAGGAAAACUCCUCGACUCAUGAAGCUUGGAGUGGAUAUUACACUUUGGGGCAUGGAGCUGGGCCUUCUGAGCAUGCGGAGGGGAGAGCUGGCCAGAUUUCUGUUCAAACCAACCUAUGCCUAUGGAACACUAGGCUGCCCGCCCUUGAUCCCCCCAAACACCACUGUCCUGUUUGAGAUUGAGCUACUUGACUUCCUGGAUUCUGCUGAAUCAGACAAGUUUUGUGCCCUGUCAGCUGAACAACAAGAUCAAUUUCCACUUCAGAAGGUCCUAAAAGUGGCAGCUACUGAACGGGAGUUUGGCAACUACCUUUUCCGCCAAAAUCGUUUCUAUGAUGCCAAAGUGAGAUAUAAACGGGCCUUGUUGCUUCUUCGCAGGCGAUCAGCACCCCCUGAAGAGCAGCACCUGGUGGAGGCCGCCAAGCUUCUUGUUCUUCUUAACCUCUCCUUUACAUACCUGAAGCUGGAGCAACCCACCAGGGCCCUGCACUAUGGAGAGCAGGCUCUGAUCAUUGACCAAAAGAAUGCCAAAGCCCUCUUCCGGUGUGGACAGGCCUGUCUCCUCAUGACUGAGUAUCAGAAGGCCAGGGAUUUUCUAGUCCGAGCCCAGAAGGAACAGCCCUUCAAUCAUGACAUCAAUAAUGAACUGAAGAAACUGGCCAGCUAUUACAGAGACUACACAGAUAAAGAGAAAGAAAUGUGCCAUCGAAUGUUCGCUUUUUGUGAUAAUGGCCCUACAGUAGGAGAAAAGUAAAGGCUGCUUGAUGUCUGAGAGGGG
This is a messenger RNA of Molossus molossus (Pallas's mastiff bat), 1008 nucleotides long. RefSeq names its product FKBP prolyl isomerase family member 6 (inactive) (gene FKBP6). Gene Ontology annotation, molecular function: peptidyl-prolyl cis-trans isomerase activity; protein binding. The coding region runs from base 1 to 984 and encodes 327 amino acids. The transcript has 9 exons. The record is from RefSeq and is a predicted model, not a curated record. Lineage: Eukaryota; Metazoa; Chordata; Mammalia; Chiroptera; Molossidae.